Angiostrongylus costaricensis is the source of this 1137-nucleotide messenger RNA. Lineage: Eukaryota; Metazoa; Nematoda; Chromadorea; Rhabditida; Metastrongylidae. The record is from the annotation of a GenBank genome assembly.
AUGCUGCUGGCGCAAGCUCUGCCCCUUUCACUCAUGUAUAUGGCGCUCACAUGCGGUCUGCUUGCUCUCAUAGUCCAGCUGGUCCACGCCAGCAUUCCCGUUCUUCACCUUUAUAAUGGACACAUUCCUAUAGAACAUCCUCCGUCGAACAUCCCCAUCCAGCAGUUCGUUGUCGGCCAGCCGUAUACCUUUGAAAUUUAUAUGGAAAAUGUCUUAAGGCAGGAUUACAUAGUGCAGUCUUGCUCGAUGAAUGGCAGAUCAUUCAUCGACAGUCAUGGAUGUGUCCUGUGUGGAGAUGGGAUUCUAACGAGCAUAGAAACUGAACAGUACGCGAGAGAAGGAGCUGCGAAAAGAACUCUAGUACACUUCAUCGCCAAGCAUCCAACAGUGAAUCUCGUCUGCAAUAUCAGAGUGUUGGAUUGUAGUGGAUGCGCCGAGCGUUCGUGUGAACGACAUCCAGUACUAGCAAUGUUGCCUGGUGUUUCACACUCUCUUGUCUAUCCAGUGGUUGUUUUUAAGGGACCACAUUUUCCCUUAUGGUUACUUAUUAUUCUGUUAAUUUUCUUAUUAUUGUGUUGUCUGGCUCUCUGUUUCCUCCCACUCUUUCUGCUCCAAAAACGUCGGGAAAAAGCCAAUACCAGAAAAGUAGGGAAUUUCAGAAGGCAGAUUGAUGCGUAUGAUUCGGCAGCUCCAUGUGAUCGCGCCAGCUAUAGAAACUUUGCAUACGAAAGAGAUAUGGGCAGGGUAGCGCCAGUUGAAGGAUACGACGAAGUAGAAACUAGGUCAGAGCGACGGUUUUGUCGAAGUAGUAAUGAAGAUAACGAUCUGAUGGAGAAAGACGUGAAACGAACACACACAUCAACGUUGACUCAUCAUUUCGUUGACGAUGAUGUCAGCUCGACCGGAGAAAGAUGUCGCGAAGAAGAUGUGCACCAUGCGGUAUACUCUCAGGGCUUAGAAUUCCAUUUAAAUAAAAUACUCAUUGUUCAAUCCUCGACACACUUAAAUGAUUGCUUUAAAAUUAUUACAACAGCAACUUUGUUCUCGUUGUUACGUUGUAUUUGUGUUUUCAUGUUGUGUCUUUCACACGAGUGCUUAUGUUGCAGAAGUGUUAUUCCGUUGUUAUGGUGGAAAUAA